CAUCUAAAUCUUUAUAAUAAGAGAAAUAAUUAAUAACAGAUUUUAAAAAUAAUGUAGGUGCCUUAUCAACAAUAUAAAGAAUUUAAAAUAUGAUAUAAGACAUAGAAACAAACGAUAAUUACAGAAGCUUAAAUGUAAGCUAAAAUAUAUAAAUUUAUAUUUUAAACAGUGUAGCUUGGCCUUUGAAAAAAAUAUAAAAUGAUUAAACUUCAUUUCCGAAAUGCUUUUAAGCCCAAAUGGAUUAAUAUUUAAAACAAUACUAAAAUUCAUAUAAAAAUAGAAAGCUUGUUUGGCUUUUUAAUGAGGGUUCUGCCGAGCUUCUUUUUGUAAGCAAUAACAAUAAAUACUUUUAAGGAAAAUAUGCAUUAAAAUCAAAUACUUAUCAAAUGAUUAUUUGUUUAUAAAUUAAUGAUGAGAAAAAUUACUAAUGUACUUUAAAAGAUCUUUAAAUAAAAACGAAAAUUCCAAAGGAAAUUUUUGAUAUAAAUUUGAUUCCGCUUAUUAAAAAUAAGAUUUUGUAACUUGAAGGAGGGUAAAAUAACCAGCUAGAAAGUAUUAUAAAAAACCAAUUAGAAAGUAUUGUUAGUAUAAAUACUUCUUUUGAGAAUUAAAAAAAAGUUAUUUUUGUUGUUCCUAAAUAAUUUACUUAUAUUUCAUAAAAAGAAUAAGAAAAUAUUGAUAAAGAAGUUGAGUAAUCAAGAGUUAUGAUUAUCAAAGCUUAUAUUGUGAGAAUUAUGAAAUCUAAAAAAGUUAUGAGUUAUAAGGAUUUACUUGAAGAAACUAUUAAUUUAGUUAAAAAUUGCUCAAAAACAUUCUAUCCAAAUGUAAAAUAAUUUAAAAAAUGUAUAGAAGACCUCUAAGAUGACUAUAUUACUAGAAGAUAAGAAGAUCCUAAUACUUUUGAUUAUGUCCCAUGAUGAUUUAUAUAUAAUUAUUUAUUUAUUUUUUUAUUUAUAUCUUUUAAUAUUAUUUAAUUUUUUAUUAAAUUUAAAUAAA
Molecule: messenger RNA, 996 nt
Organism: Ichthyophthirius multifiliis
Lineage: Eukaryota; Ciliophora; Oligohymenophorea; Hymenostomatida
Exons: 3
Biological process (GO): protein ubiquitination; ubiquitin-dependent protein catabolic process
Cellular component (GO): cullin-RING ubiquitin ligase complex
Molecular function (GO): ubiquitin protein ligase binding
Source: RefSeq, a predicted model, not a curated record